CCUCCCUCUCUCUGUCUGUCUCCAGAACACCCUGGAGUCCUGUAACAUCUGCAGUAAACCCAUCAUGGAGCGUAUCCUGCGGGCUACAGGGAAGGCCUACCACCCACACUGCUUCACCUGUGUGGUGUGUCAACGCAGCCUGGACGGUAUCCCCUUCACUGUGGACGCUGCCAAUCACAUCCACUGCAUCGACGACUUCCACAAGAAGUUUGCCCCUCGUUGCUGUGUGUGUUCUGAGCCCAUCAUGCCAGCUCCAGGCCAGGAGGAGACUGUUCGUAUCGUCGCCUUGGACCGAGACUUCCACGUGCAGUGUUACCGUUGUGAGGACUGUGGUUCUCUGCUGUCUGAAGGGGACAACCAGGGUUGUUACCCCCUGGACGGACAUGUCCUCUGUAAGAGCUGUAACACCAGCCGUAUCCAGGCCCUCACCGCCAAGGCUACCACUGACCUCUGAACCCCAGAUACCCUGCUACACCGCCAAGGCUACCACUGACCUCUGAACCCCAGAUACCCUGCUACACCGCCAAGGCUACCACUGACCUCUGAACCCCAGAUACCCUGCUACACCGCUCACCUCUACUGCCUGGCUGGCUGCCCUUCAGCCCGACACACACACACACGUACAUAUACACA
Oncorhynchus nerka (sockeye salmon) is the source of this 633-nucleotide messenger RNA. RefSeq names its product lipoma-preferred partner homolog. Lineage: Eukaryota; Metazoa; Chordata; Actinopteri; Salmoniformes; Salmonidae. The transcript is spliced from 3 exons. The record is from RefSeq and is a predicted model, not a curated record. The coding region runs from base 65 to 454 and encodes 129 amino acids. Gene Ontology annotation, cellular component: focal adhesion; stress fiber. Gene Ontology annotation, biological process: cell-cell adhesion.